Messenger RNA from Parasteatoda tepidariorum (common house spider), 1877 nucleotides. The record is from RefSeq and is a predicted model, not a curated record. Lineage: Eukaryota; Metazoa; Arthropoda; Arachnida; Araneae; Theridiidae.
UGGUAUCCAAAAUUACCGAUUUUCUUCCUGUUACAUCCUUCAAAGUAGAUAAGUUAGAAAUUCCGCAACAAUUAGCAGAUCCUAAUUUCGCGGUAACUGGAAGAAUAGAUAUGCUUUUAGGCGCGGAGGUAUUUUUCGAAAUUAUCAAGGCUGGAGAUAUCCGCGUUGCAAACAGUGAUUUGGUGUUUCGCAAUACUGUUUUUGGAUACAUUGCAACUGGAGCAAUAAAUACCCGCACUCCAGAAAUUCACUGCGGUUUCAUAACCACUCAAACAGAAGUCGAAGACUGCUUAGAAAAAUUCUGGAGAAUAGAGGAUAUAGACUAUAAAAUGAAAAUUCAGAGUGAAGAAGAAAAGUAUUGUGAAUCACAUUUUCAGAAUACUUAUCGCAGAGAUGAGCAUGGACGAUUCAUCGUAGAGAUGCCAGUUAAGGACGUUGAGCGUUUAGGAGAGUCCAAAGACUUAGCCGUGCGACGUCUGAAUCAACUAUGGAAAAGAUUAUCCAGAAAUCAAGAAAUGCAAGAUUUAUACAAAUCAUUUAUGCAGGAGUACUUAGACAUGAAUCAUAUGGAAAAAUAUGAUGAUAAUGAAAGCAAUUCCGGUAAUCAAAUUACCUAUUACCUCCCACAUCACGGUGUUUAUCGUCCAGAGAAGGCAACCACUAAGUUACGUGUUGUGUUCAACGCUUCAUCAAGUACCUCAACGGGUGUGAGCUUGAAUGAUGUCAUUUUGAAGGGGGACGUGGUCGAGGACAUUUUCGAAAUCAUGACUCGAUUUCGUAAACAUAAAUAUGCUUUCACGGCAGACAUCCAAAAGAUGUUUCGACAAAUCAAAAUAGAUCCAUCGCAGCUUGAUCUUCUAAGAAUUGUGUGGAAAGAUUCAGAGUACGCAAAACCGGUAACAUUCAGACUCAAGACAGUCACUUACGGAACUGCUUGCGCUCCAUUUCUCGCAAUCAGAACUCUCAAGCAGUUGGCUAAAGAUGAAUCACGAUUUCCACUGGCAUCAUUAGUUCUUUUGGAAGAUAUUUAUAUGGACGAUAUCGUUUCAGGUGCUCAAAGUUUAGAAGGUGCUCAGAAAGUGCAACAACAGCUGAACGAUAUUCUAUCAACUUGUGGAAUGUCUCUUCAUAAGUGGAACUCUAAUUCAAGGGAGUUAAGGAACAGUUUACCAUUAGGUGACCCAGCAGAGCAUGAUUUUGCAUCAGAAGUUGAUGCGAGUGUCAAAACUUUGGGUGUAAGGUGGAAUUCAAUUGAAGAUCAAUUUACGUUUAAAGUAUCCAUCCCAGAAAUGACCACCAAAUUCACUAAGCGUGAAGUGCUGAGUUUUAUAGCAAGACUGUAUGACCCAUUAGGCCUUUUGCAACCUGUCAUCACGAAAGCAAAGAUGUUUCUCCAAAAAUUGUGGGUACAUAAACUGUCGUGGGACGAUCCCCUUCCACCACAAAUCGCAGGUCAGUGGCUUAAUUUUGCAUCAUCUAUGCAACAUAUAGAAACUAUUCGCAUUAAUAGAUACAUUUUAACUGACUUUUUUACAAAAACUGUUUUAAUGGGUUACGCUGAUGCCUCGGAAUUAGCGUAUGGAGCUGUGGUUUACAUGUAUUGCCCAGGCCUAGCUGAAUCAAGCACUUGCCAUAUUAUUGCAAGCAAAUCUCGUGUUGCCCCCAUUAAAGUAAUUUCUAUACCACGUUUAGAGCUAUCAGCUUGCUUACUUCUUUCUCAACGUGUAAGAAAGAUUUAUAAUUCUCUUAAAAUGGACAUUGACGAAGUCAUUUUGCAUACAGACUCGACCAUCGCACUUGCAUGGAUUAAAACGCCAGCUCACCAGCUUAAAACCUUUGUUGGAAACCGAGACGUUAAAAUGUUUUUUGCUCCUUAA